Molecule: messenger RNA, 2866 nt
Organism: Pan troglodytes (chimpanzee)
Lineage: Eukaryota; Metazoa; Chordata; Mammalia; Primates; Hominidae
Gene: GBP5
Product: guanylate binding protein 5
Exons: 12
Coding region: 984-2744 (586 amino acids)
Molecular function (GO): GTPase activity; GTP binding
Source: RefSeq, a predicted model, not a curated record
GUGGGUGGGGCCAGAUAAGAGAAGUAGCCAGCAGUGGCACCACUGGGGUCACCCUCCAGGCUGCGGAACCUUUGUUCUUUCACUCUUUGCAAUAAAUCUUGCUGCUGCUCACUCUUUGGGUCCACACUGCCUUUAUGAGCUGUAACACUCACUGGGAAUGUCUGCAGCUUCACUCCUGAAGCCAGCGAGACCACGAACCCACCAGGAGGAACAAACAGCUCCAGACGCGCAGCCUUAAGAGCUGUAACACUCACCGCGAAGGUCUUCAGCUUCACUCCUGAGCCAGCCAGACCACGAACCCACCAGAAGGAAGAAACUCCAAACACAUCCGAACAUCAGAAGGAGCAAACUCCUGACACGCCACCUUUAAGAACCGUGACACUCACUGCUAGGGUCCGCAGCUUCAUUCUUGAAGUCAGUGAGACCAAGAACCCACCAAUUCCGGACACAGUAAGACUGGGGCAAGAGGUGGAAGAGAUUUGCAAGAUUCAGUUGGUUUUAGAAACAUUCUACAAAGGAUAGGAUGCAGCUUAUCCUGAUGUGGUAUAUCAGACCUCAGUAAAGAAUAAAUUGUAUUCUUAUCAGACAGGCAGCAGAAUUCAUUAAGUACCAGCUGUGUCUGCCUCUUGCUGAAUUAGACAUCAAUGUGUGUAGUGACUAAACUAAGAGUUUGAAAUGCCUUCAAAUUAUUUUUCUUCCUUUGCAAUUUUAUGACUUAUUCAGGAUCAUAAUUUCCACUUAAGUUACCUUCGUCCUUCAUAAAAUCUGAUUAAACUGACUCGAACUUCAGCAUGAAAGUUUCAAAAACUAUGAUAGUUAUUAUUUUCAUGAGAAAGAACAAUGAAUAUGAUGCAAUCUAAUUGUUGUAGAUCAUCACUUCAAGGUGCCCAUAUCUUUCUAGUGGAAAAAUUAUUCUGGCCUCCGCUGCAUACAAAUCAGGCAACCAGAAUUCUACAUAUAUAAGGCAAAGAAACAUCCUAGACAUGGCUUUAGAGAUCCACAUGUCAGACCCCAUGUGCCUCAUCGAGAACUUUAAUGAGCAGCUGAAGGUUAAUCAGGAAGCUUUGGAGAUCCUGUCUGCCAUUACGCAACCUGUAGUUGUGGUAGCGAUUGUGGGCCUCUAUCGCACUGGCAAAUCCUACCUGAUGAACAAGCUGGCUGGGAAGAACAAGGGCUUCUCUGUUGCAUCUACGGUGCAGUCUCACACCAAGGGAAUUUGGAUAUGGUGUGUGCCUCAUCCCAACUGGCCAAAUCACACAUUAGUUCUGCUUGACACCGAGGGCCUGGGAGAUGUAGAGAAGGCUGACAAGAAGAAUGAUAUCCAGAUCUUUGCACUGGCACUCUUACUGAGCAGCACCUUUGUGUACAAUACUGUGAACAAAAUUGAUCAGGGUGCUAUCGACCUACUGCACAAUGUGACAGAACUGACAGAUCUGCUCAAGGCAAGAAACUCACCCGACCUUGACAGGGUUGAAGAUCCUGCUGACUCUGCGAGCUUCUUCCCAGACUUAGUGUGGACUCUGAGAGAUUUCUGCUUAGGCCUGGAAAUAGAUGGGCAACUUGUCACACCAGAUGAAUACCUGGAGAAUUCCCUAAGGCCAAAGCAAGGUAGUGAUCAAAGAGUUCAAAAUUUCAAUUUGCCCCGUCUGUGUAUACAGAAGUUCUUUCCAAAAAAGAAAUGCUUUAUCUUUGACUUACCUGCUCACCAAAAAAAGCUUGCCCAACUUGAAACACUGCCUGAUGAUGAGCUAGAGCCUGAAUUUGUGCAACAAGUGACAGAAUUCUGUUCCUACAUCUUUAGCCAUUCUAUGACCAAGACUCUUCCAGGUGGCAUCAUGGUCAAUGGAUCUCGUCUAAAGAACCUGGUGCUGACCUAUGUCAAUGCCAUCAGCAGUGGGGAUCUGCCUUGCAUAGAGAAUGCAGUCCUGGCCUUGGCUCAGAGAGAGAACUCAGCUGCAGUGCAAAAGGCCAUUGCCCACUAUGACCAGCAAAUGGGCCAGAAAGUGCAGCUGCCCAUGGAAACCCUCCAGGAGCUGCUGGACCUGCACAGGACCAGUGAGAGGGAGGCCAUUGAAGUCUUCAUGAAAAACUCUUUCAAGGAUGUAGACCAAAGUUUCCAGAAAGAAUUGGAGACUCUACUAGAUGCAAAACAGAAUGACAUUUGUAAACGGAACUCGGAAGCAUCCUUGGAUCAUUGCUUGGCUUUACUUAAGGAUAUUUUUGGUCCUCUAGAAGAAGCAGUGAAGCAGGGAAUUUAUUUCAAGCCAGGAGGCCAUAAUCUCUUCAUUCAGAAAACAGAAGAACUGAAGGCAAAGUACUAUCGGGAGCCUCGGAAAGGAAUACAGGCUGAAGAAGUUCUGCAGAAAUAUUUAAAGUCCAAGGAGUCUGUGAGUCAUGCAAUAUUACAGACUGACCAGGCUCUCACAGAGAAGGAAAAACAGAAGAAAGAGGCACAAGUGAAAGCAGAAGCUGCAGAGGCUGAAGCGCAAAGGUUGGCGGCGAUUCGAAGGCAGAACGAGCAAAUGAUGCAGGAGAGGGAGAGACUCCAUCAGGAACAAGUGAGACAAAUGGAGAUAGCCCAACAAAAUUGGCUGGCAGAGCAACAGAAAAUGCAGCAACAACAGAUGCAGGAACAGGCUGCACAGCUCAGCACAACAUUCCAAGCUCAAAAUAGAAGCCUUCUCAGUGAGCUCCAGCACGCCCAGAGGACUGUUAAUAACGAUGAUCCAUGUGUUUUACUCUAAAGUGCUAAAUAUGGGAGUUUCCUUUUUUUACUCUUUGUCACUGAUGACACAACAGAAAAGAAACUGUAGACCUUGGGACAAUCAACAUUUAAAUAAACUUUAUAAUUAUUUUUUCAAACUUU